Nylanderia fulva is the source of this 4688-nucleotide messenger RNA. It is a transcript of the gene Hen1, whose product is annotated as Hen1 methyltransferase. Gene Ontology annotation, molecular function: RNA methyltransferase activity; O-methyltransferase activity. Gene Ontology annotation, biological process: RNA methylation; siRNA processing; piRNA processing. Lineage: Eukaryota; Metazoa; Arthropoda; Insecta; Hymenoptera; Formicidae. The record is from RefSeq and is a predicted model, not a curated record. Gene Ontology annotation, cellular component: nucleus; cytoplasm.
CUCGCGACGUCACUCAACAUGCGCACGAAGUGCUGCCGGUUGGGAUUUGUGUCUUGUGCUUGCAAAAUUCAUCUGUAUCCGACCACGCUGCGAACACAACCGAUUUUUGAGUCCACAUCAGUUAUACGCAUUCAUAAUUCGAAUGUGAGUUUCUUGUAGUAGAAAAAUAUUGACAGAAAAAGAGUGUCACUAUACGAAGAUGAUCGUGCUGUUUCAUGUGUUUUACGUGUUCGGUCAGUACAUAUACAGGAAUUAUCGCAACAAGAGAUUGCGAGCUUCGUACCGGAGAUACAACGAUGCGACGAUGAAGACAGAGGAAAGCGACGAAGAUAUGCGCAAUGAUAUCUUGCACAAAGUCAUAAAAUUCAAUCCGCCAGCGUAUGUGCAAAGAUACCAUGCGGUGUGGGACAUACUCAAGCAUCAAUACAAUGGAAAAAUACGAAAGGUUGUGGACUUUGGAUGUGCAGAAAUGAAGUUUGUGUUAUAUUUGAAACAUUUAGAAGGCAUUGAAAAGAUACUUUGCGUUGACACUGAUAAAUUAGUUUUAGAAGGGUACAAAAGAAGAGCUCAACCAUUUAUUGCAGAAUACUUGAAUCCUCGAAAAACACCACUUAAAAUUGAAUUAUAUGAAGGAAGUGUAACAUAUAAUGAUCGAAAGUUGGAACAAACGGAUGCUGUAAUUUGCAUCGAAUUAAUUGAGCAUAUGUAUGAAGAUGAAUUAAUGGACCUUCUUUAUAUUUUUGGAUACAUCCAGCCAAAAGUGGCCAUAAUAACUACUCCAAAUGCAGACUUUAAUGUACUAUUUCCAAAUUUCUCAGGCACCAGACAUCCAGAUCAUAAGUUUGAAUGGACAAGGGAACAAUUUCAAGACUGGGCACAAAACAUUGUGGUGAGAUAUCCAUCUUAUAGCGUGACAUUUCAUGGAAUUUGUAAGGGACCUAAAGGCACUGAAUUGGGUGCAUGCACACAAAUGGCAGUAUUUCACCAAAUUUCAUCGAUAGAAGAAUGCAACAAAAUAAUAGGAAGAGAUAAUAUGUUUAAAUUAGUGGAUGAAUAUGAUUAUCCUAUAUAUGAUGACAGACGUUCAAACAAUGAGAAAGUAUUGCAUGAAGCGAUAAGAUAUAUCACGACAAUGUUCUAUAAUCAAGAAGAUCGAGAUGAAGGAAUAGUUCUAUGUGAUGUAUUAGCUCACUUAUACAAACAAAAUUACAGUAUUACAUUAGACGAACUGACUAAAAUUCUAAGAGAAUCAAAUUGGGCUAUCAAAGACCGAGAAAACGGACCAAUAGUAUUAGUUGAGUGUUCUGAUACUGAGGAUGAAGAUGAGAUAUUUGAUAUGGAUUCUACAGAUGAAGAAAACGAAAUAUCAGAAUUCAGUGAUGGAAAUGAACAUUUACUUGAAAAUUUGCAUACUGAAAACUGGAUUGAAGAGGCUAGCAUUGUCAUACCUGCAAAUCACUCUUUUAUUCAAGAAAAUUCUUAUUUAUUCGAUGGAGAUAAAUUAGAGUUAGAAUAUACAUUACCUGAAAACACGCAUAUAACGGACGACGAUGAUGUUACUGGACAUGCAAAGAUUAGUAGUAUUACAGAACCUUUAACAUAUACCAAACCAGAAUUUUCAAGUGCUUCGACUUGUAUGUCUUUAAAUGAGAUUGAGAUGAAUGACAGAGUAGAGAGGCUCAAUGCUGAUACACAAUCAUUCGACACACCGAUAAAAUCCAACAUUAGUUUAGCAUUAAAUAAUUUGGCCGGCGACAAUACAGUAAUAGAAUCAACUCUCUCACAGAUUAAAGAUAUAAAUUUAAUAACUGCAGAAUCACAAAAAACUACUAAUUUUCAACCGUACAUGUCUGUUUCAAUUUCAUCAACGUCGCCACCAUUUGUUCUCUGUUCCGAGAUGGAUAUUUCUUUGGAUAAUUGGAACGCAAGUUUUCAAAGUGAAUUAAAUGAUACUUUUUGUCAAUCUGAAGUAACAAAUGAGCCAGCUACGAAUGUAGAAAAAUUUACCACAGAGAACAAACUUUCCUUACCAUUGAAACGAAGUUUUCCAGAAAAAGAUUGUAUUCAAAUAAGUGAAAUAAAUUCUACAGCAUCAGCCUCAAAGUCUAAAAUAAACAAUAGUUGUAAUCUGGAACAAGUGACUUCAGUUAAGGAUCAAGCUUAUGAAAAUAAUGAUUGUGGUAUUAUUAAACAUACAGGUAUGAUAUCAUCAAACAAUUUUAGUAGUCCUAAUAAGCAACCAAAAUUCACAAGUUCACCUAAAGUUUCUACAAAAACAUUUACCAAUAACAUUGAAGAAAGCGAUUCCAAAUUGAAAAAUCAUAUGCCUGAAAACAUCUUAUUGGGUGUAACAGAAUUAAGUACAAAAAAUAGAUCGGAUAUUAAUAGCAGUUCAUCAAAAGAUAUUAGUCAUAAAUUUAAUAGCACUACUACUGUAGAAACAUUUCAAUUAUGCGUGGAUUCUUUAAGCGAUAAUAUUAUCAAUACUUCAAAAUGUAAUGUAGGCUUACAUCUCGUUAGCAAUAAUACACAGCAACAUCUGUGUUUAGAGAAGGAAGAAUUUAGCAAAAUUGUAGAAUCAUCACGUGAUCCUGAAGCAGAGAAGAGUGAUGUAAUCAAUCGUGAGUCUGAUAUUACAGAUGAUGUACAAAAUGUAGAUGCACACCACAGCUCAUCAUUGAAUAAUGAAAAUAUUAAUGACAAAGAGGAGGACGUGUAUUGUACAUCAAUAAAAACAGAUGAUUAUGAUAGGACAAUGAAAGCGCAUCAAGAGGACGUGAUAAACGAUUCCGCACAGUUGAAUGUAAGGAAAAAGAGCUUAAGUCCGCCUAAAAAAUUAUCGAGUUUUAAAUCGCAGAACAAUAGCGAAUGCUCUUCUACUGAAUGUGCCAAAAAAACUAGUAUUUUAGAAACUGAUAGACUUAUUAUAUCUAAUAAUGCCAGUAGUAGUAGUAGUAGUAAUAAAGAUACAGCUAAUGUUCAGUUUGCGUCAGUAUUGAAAAAGGAUGACGAGAUUGUUGGUACAAGCAAAGAUGUAAAUACAUCAAAUAUCGUCGGAUCAGCAAAUAAUAUCGAGGCUAAAUCAGCAUCCCCGUUUGAGACUCCUCCAAACAGUUGGUCUCCUGAAAUUAUGGAUUCCGGUUACCCGAAUUCGGCAUCUGUACAAGAUAUAACACCAGAAUAUGACUUAUCUAGCAUAGCUCAGGAUCAUAUACCGGAUUCUGAAUCGCCGAGCAUCGCAGAAGCACCAAGACUCGGCAUUUUGGAACCGAUUGAGGUGGAAAAUGGUGAUUUGGCGAACAAUAACAGGGAUGAUGAAGGUAAUAACAUGAUGGCUGUAGAUGCCGACGAUAUCGAAAACUUGCAACCGCUUAUCGAUGUACUGGAAAACGAUCUCGAAAAUGAAAACGAUAUUUAUGUAAUGCAAAACGGCUUUCCUAUAUGGCUAUUGAGAUUAUUAGACAAUCCGCUUGAUUUUGAUAUACAACCUCAGCAAAAUUUAAGAGAGCGCGAAGAUGAAGUUGCAGGUGAUGCUGAUUACGUGGGUCGUGAUGAAGGUUUUGAUGGCAAUUCUUCUGGGAAUGAGAGCGAUACUGAAUUGGAAAAUGAUUACAAGCACAAAGAACAGAAAACUUCUUGCUUGGAACGUGGAAGGAAGAAUGUGAUGCGUGUGAUAUAAUUAAGAUAUUAAAAUGUAAUCGUACAUAUCAUUCUUUGACGUUCCCAACAAAGUCUGCAAAACAGACUUGGAAGGUUCUAUACAUUGAAGAACAUUCUUGCUUACAUUUGAUAUCUGAUGAAAAAUUUUGCAUUUUAGAAUAGAAUAUUUAAUAUAAAAGUAACAAUUUUUUUUAUUUAAAUACUUAAAUCGUAUUGAUAUUCAGCUACCUCUUUAAUUUUUAAGAUAAAUAUUUUUUAUUUUAUGUAUACAGGGUGUCCCGGAACACCCUUAACAACGUUCGUGUGGUGAUAGAGCGCAUCGAGACAAACGAAAAAGUCUUAUACCAUUUUGCGAUAUCUUUAAUAAAACUUUCUCUCUUUUACUCGCUUGACUUUAACAUUAAAUGUUUCGGUUAUUAUUAAAGAUAUUGCAAAAUGGUAUAAGACUUUUUCGUUCGUAUCGUUGCGCUCUAUCAUCACACGAACGUUGUUAAGGGUGUUCCGGGACACCCUAUAUAAAGCGUUAUAAAAUUAUAUUUUAAAACUUAUGUUUAAGAUUUUGUGUUUAUAGUAAGGCAAAUCUAAUUAUUAAAAAUAGAAACAUUUUUUAUUUUUUUAUAUCUCUUAUUUAGUAUAACUUAUAAUUUCUAUUUUUAUAUUGUAAAUCGAACAUUGUGUUUUGUUAUUUAUCUCUCCCAAAUUAUAGAACAGAUUGCAAGAAGUUUUUCAAAUUGUAGCUUUAUAUCAUAAAUAUAUCUUAGCUUCUCUAUUUCAUAAAAAAGAUCAAACAUUCUUGUUAACAGUAAAAAUUUCAGGAGAUUUUGAUCUUUUAACAUAUAUACAUUUACAUAUCGACAUAUACGGUAUACAUACAUAUAUAUAUAUAUAUUUUCUUACGAUUCUACAUUUUCAUUAAUUGUUUACCGAAUGUCAAAAGUUUUCAAUGCGGUAGUUUAGAUCUUAAUGUAAUUUAUGAAAGUUAAAUAUGUUAAAUUUUGAUCAGUGUAACACACAUAUGUAUAUAUACA